AAACUACAUCAUCUACAUUGAAACGGAGGGAGUAUUUUAUUAGCGGCAAUAAUGGCACAGUCUUUCCCAAUGAAGGAUGGUGAAGGUGCCUACAGCAACACCAAAAACUCCCUAUUGCAGGAUACAUGUCUAACCUCUUUGGUGUAUCACUCGCUCUUCUUUAAAGGAAGUGAUACCCUACGAACCGGAGUUGGAAAAACACAACUGAGAAAAGAAAGAGGAUUCACCGAAAAUUUCUUGGGGAAACCUUCAACCCAAGAACACAUGGCAAAGAACGGUGAUGAUAGAGUAGACUUAGCUGCGAGAGAGGCAGCACAACAUAGAGAACAAGCUACAUGGUUAGCAGCUGAAGCAACCCUUCGAGCAGCUGAUGAGACUUUCGAAGAGGAUGGGAGUCGAAGAUUCAAUCUAAAUCGACCCCUGGUUCAAGACUAGUUUUGAAAUGCGUCCCUGUAAUGACCUGGCCAUUCGUUUUGUUUAAUUGCACCAUGUUUUCCUUUUUGAAGCUUCACACAUGAGUGUUUAUGAUUUUAUUACUUGCGGGGUGAGCUAGCUUCAUUCCGGGAAG
This is a messenger RNA of Nicotiana tabacum (common tobacco), 568 nucleotides long. Lineage: Eukaryota; Viridiplantae; Streptophyta; Magnoliopsida; Solanales; Solanaceae. The record is from RefSeq and is a predicted model, not a curated record.